Molecule: messenger RNA, 2484 nt
Organism: Effrenium voratum
Lineage: Eukaryota; Dinophyceae; Suessiales; Symbiodiniaceae
Source: the annotation of a GenBank genome assembly
AUGCUGACCACCUGGAUCGAAGGCGCGGCUGAAGAACAGCUCGAUCUUGUCUCCAGGUUGGCCGGUGUGUCGCAUGUCGCCGCGUUUCCGGACCUCCACCCAGGCAAAUACGGCCCGGUCGGCAGCGCAAUUCUGGCUGACCGCAUCUAUCCUCAGCUGAUCGGCAACGAUAUCGGCUGUGGCAUGAGCCUGUUUGCGCUCGACCUGCCGGCCCGCAAACUGCGGCUCGACAAGGCCGCACAGAAAAUCCGUGUGCUGGAAGAACCGUGGCAUGGAGACCCCGGCGCUUGUCUUGCAGCUGAUGGCCUGCCGACUGAUCUUCAUCCGGUCGCGCUUGGGACCAUUGGCGGCGGCAACCAUUUCUGUGAAUUGCAGGAGCUCGACAGCUUGUCCGAUGAUUGCCUGCUUGCGGGCACGGAUAUCAGGAAAGGCGACCUGAUGCUGCUGGUGCACUCCGGGUCCAGAUCACUUGGCAUGGCCGUGUUCGGUACGGUUCUGGAGAGUUUUUCCGGGCUGGACCUCGACAGCACCGUCGGACGGACCUACCUGGCAGCGCACAACGACGCGGUUCGCUGGGCGAGCCUCAAUAGAAGGCUGAUUGCCGAAAGAGCCGCGCGUGCGCUCCGCUCGGACCUUCGGCUGGUUGCGGACGCACCCCACAACCUGAUUGAGGAGCACGACGACGGGCUUCUGCACAGGAAGGGCGCGGCAAAAGCCGACAUGCCGCUGGUUCCGCUCGCCGGAUCCCGGGAUGCCCUUAGCUAUCUGCUGGUGCCAAAGGCCAACAGGCCGGAGGCACUCGCCUCGCUUGCCCACGGCUCAGGCCGAAAAUAUGAUCGCCGGUCGAUGGCCGGUCGCGCCGGAACGACCCGUUCCGACCGGGACGGAUUGAUCCGGACAUCGUUUGGUGGACACGUCAUCUGCGAGGAUCGCCAGCUCCUCAUCGAGGAAGCACCGAACGCGUACAAGGAUCCUAACCAGGUGCUGGACGACCUGCGGACGUCCGAUUUGGCACAAUCUGUUGCAACGCUGAAACCGCUGUUGACGUUCAAGAAGGCGGUGAACCGGGAACUUGCAGCCGCGCGGCGGGACAAACACGGUGGCUGCGACGGCGCGGAUCCGUCAUCCGCGCUGGUUACACUGUCCGGAAACCAGAUACCGGAAUUCACGAACACCUGGAUCGGCACCGUCCAAUGGAUCUGUAAAAGCCCCUUCCGCGCACAUCACAGACGGCAGAACUGGUAUGUCGGCGUGUUUUCGAUCGACAAUUCGGACCUGCCGGAGAUCGAUCUGGAGACCAGUGCGCUCAGGAUCGAGACCUUCCGCUCCGGUGGUCCCGGUGGUCAGCACCAGAACACCACCGACAGUGGAGUCCGGGUCACACACCUGCCGACCGGACUGGUUGCCGUCUCCACCGACGAACGCUCACAACACAGAAACCGUAGAGUUGCCCUUGACCGGCUGGUGGCACGGUUCAUCCUCAAGCGAGAGGAGAGCCUUGCGCGGGACCGGUCGGCGCAGAACCAGUUGCACAGGAGGCCGCAGAUGAGGUUAGCAGCAAAGGAACGCCUGGCCUACGACGCCCUGCUUCUGGCAAUUGCAUCGGCUUUCAGCGCGGAAGGCCUUCACGAGACCACCCCGGUGCACUGCUUCGGCAGUCUCGACUGGGAACACUGGCAAGGCACCGGGCUUGCCGACGACGUUUCAAACAGCCUCUACACCACGGAGUUGCUCGGUCCGGACGGGCAUGUCCGGGACAACGAGGUUCGCGUUGGCCUGCUCGUCUCCGAGGCCGGGACCGACUACCCGCCUUCCAGCCACGCCGCGGAAGAAACAUACUUCGUGAUCGCCGGGAAGGCCGAGUGGGUUCUCGAAGGCGCGCCAUAUGGGCAGGACGGCACCCUGCUCGACUUCGACGCAACAUGGACCCCUGCCUACGAGGAAGCGGCGAGAUCGGAGGCCGGGUCGCUGCUUGCUGCGGGCAAUUCUGAAGAAAUCGCCGAGGCCUGGAUAGCCGGAGGUGCGGACUUUGGCCUCGCGGAUCUGACCACUGAGCUCGACCGCAUAUUUGUGUCCAAAAUGCAUGAUGCCGCCCCUCUGCCUGGCAUUCGAGAGGCAGUGGAUGCGCUCCUGGCGCGUGGCUUCAGGCUGGGGGUUGCUUCAAGCGACAGCGAAGCUGCAAUCCGCGCCUUUCUGGAGGGCACGAACCUUGCACCGAAAUUCGACUUCGUGACGGGGUAUGACACAGGUCACGGUCCCAAACCUGAACCCGGCAUGGUGCAUGGAUUUGCCGACGCGAUCGGCGUUCCCACGUCUGGAAUUGCGGUUAUCGGCGACAACACCCACGACAUUGAAAUGGCUCAUGCUGCCGGUGCCGGCCUGACGAUCGGGGUUCUGACGGGAACGAGCGCACGGCAGGAACUUUCGCCGCAUGCGGAUGUUGUUCUGGAAAGUGCAGCCGACCUGAUCGGGUUUUUCCCCUGA